Messenger RNA from Penicillium olsonii, 2733 nucleotides. NCBI's taxonomy places the organism in Eukaryota, Fungi, Ascomycota, Eurotiomycetes, Eurotiales, Aspergillaceae. The record is from the annotation of a GenBank genome assembly.
AUGGGGGAAUUUGACGUCGUGAGGGAAGAGAGAAUUUUUGACGGCAAAAUUAUCUCGACGCUUAUCGCUUAUCGCUAUCAGUUCCUCCACGGCGGACACUUCGACCACAAUAACUGCCCAGUGACUGGCAAAAUGUCCGAAUAUUCAUUCAAUUCAUUGGAUUCGCAGAAUCCUACAGCUCGGUUGGUCUCUAGAGCGACCAGUAGACACCCAACGGCAAGGCCAACAACCACUGCCACCAGCGUCGCAUCCCAGGACAUCAUUUGCGCUGUUAGUGAAUCGCGGGGCGUCUCGUCCACUAUUGGCCUGGCUUUCAUUAACCUCGCAACGGCCGAAGCAGUGCUCUGUCAGAUAUGCGACAGUCAAACUUAUGUCAAGACAAUCGUCAAGAUUGGUGUCUUUGAGCCGAGCGAGAUCCUAUUUAUGAAUACCGCCAAGGAGUCCAAACUUUGCUCUAUCAUCCAAGAGAACUUACCAGACCCCAUCUUCACUUUCCUAGACCGCCGAUGGUGGUCCGAACAGACAGGCCACGAAUUUGUGGAACGGCUUUCCUUUCAGGAAGAGGUUGACUCGCUCAAAGUGACACUGGGCGGCAACUACUUUGCAGCUUGUUGCUUUGCAGCAGUCCUCAAGUAUGUCGAGGUUGAGCUUCAGCGAUCGUUCACCCCUCAUUCGCUACGGAUCAGAUUCGAGCCGUCUGAAGGAUCUAUGACAAUUGAUCUCGCAACCAUUGUAUCACUCGAGCUCAUCCAAAAUCUGCAGAAUGCCAAGUCCAAGGAGAGUCUGUUUGGUUUGCUCAAUGAGACACUGACGCCUAUGGGAGCCAGAUUGCUCCGGGCUAGCAUCCUCCAGCCUUCAACAGAACGAGUAAAGCUAACAGCAAGAUAUGAUGCCGUGGAAGAUCUCACUACCAAGGAAGAUAUGUUUGUUUCCGUUAGACAGGCUCUCAAAGGGUUCAUUGAUGCCGACAAGGUGUUGACUGCGAUCAUCCUGGUCCCUACCAAGCAAACGGUGCAAUACGUCGAGCAGUCAGUGAACAAUGUGAUCAUGCUCAAGACUUAUGUGUCUGCUAUAAAGACAAUCUUCCAGGCCCUGGCAACGGCACAAAGCACCCUGCUACGCACCAUACGCGAACUUUGUGCGCCAGAAGGUCACCGGACAAUCGAGGAGCUCAUCGAAACAACAUUGAACGAGCAUGUCACGUACCAGUCAAAGCCACUUGAUCUGAGAAACCAACGCAUCUACUGUGUGAAGGCCGGCGUCAAUAGCCUGCUUGAUGUUGCUCGUCAGACGUACAAGGAGGCCAACACCGAUGCCACGGAGCUGAUUGAGAAAUUAUCAGGCAAGCUCCAGUCAAGGCACUAUUACAUCUGCAUUCCGGCCAAAGAAAAAGGCCCACUGCCAGACAUUUUCAUCAAUGUGUAUCGCAACCGCAACCGCAUCGAAUGCCAGACACUUGAUCUUGUUAAGCUCAACCAGAAGAUUACCGAUUCGCACAGCGAAGUGAUCAAGAUGAGCAACCGUGCCAUCCAAGAACUGCUACGCGACGUAUGCAGCGAGAUUUCCGGCCUCUUUCGAGUAAGCGAAGCAAUUGCAAUGCUCGACAUGCUCGGCGCAUUCGCAAAACUAGCAACAAAGCACGAAUACAUCAGACCCGAGCUCACAGACACCCUUGCCAUCAAAGCAGGACGGCAUCCAAUCCGCGAGCAAAUUCAUUCCAGCAAGUUCGUCCCCAAUGACGCGUACGCCACACCUCAAACCCGAUUCCAGAUAAUAACAGGUUGCAACAUGAGCGGCAAAUCAACUUACAUCCGUUCUCUAGCACUGACGACCGUGAUGGCGCAGAUUGGCUCUUUCGUUCCAGCCCAGUAUGCCUCUUUCCCAGUUUCCCACCAGCUCUUCGCUCGCAUUGCAACAUCAGAUGAUUUAGACGCCAAUGUCUCGACCUUUGCCGCUGAGAUGCGCGAAAUGGCCUUCAUUCUGCGUAAUAUCCAGCCAUGCAGCAUGGUUAUAAUUGACGAACUUGGUCGCGGGACAAGCACUACAGACGGUCUCGCCAUUGCCAUCGCCUUAGCCGAAGCACUCAUCUCCAGCAAUGCACUUGUCUGGUUUGUUACGCACUUCCACGAUCUAGCUCAGAUCCUUGCUCAACGCAGUGGCGUUAUUAACCUCCAUCUUGCCGCUGAUAUCGCGUCCGAUACAUCCAAAAUGACAAUGCAGUACCGCAUCGCCGAGGGUCCAGUGCCUGAUCGUCGCUACGGAAUUGCUCUUGCGCAAGUCGCUGAUUUGCCUUCGGCUGUUUGGGCCAAGGCGCGAGAGGUGUCAGAAGCGAUGGAUCGAGUGGCUCGUCGACGGAAUAGUUCAUCCCGAGCCGUGGCUAUUGCUCAAAAGCGGAAGUUGCUUCUCUCACUCCGGGAACGACUACUUCUUGCUCGUCGGGAGACUAUGGAUGACUCGGCUCUUCGGACAUUGUUAAUUCAGUUGCAGAACGAUUUCGCCUUGCGCAUGACUGCUAUCAAUCGCGGUAUGGAGUUGAACGACAGCGACGGAAGUGAGUCGGAGUUUGCUUCUGAGCAUGAAUCUGAGCUGGCGGGUGAUGAACCAGAUCAUUCACAGCUGGUUUCAAACAGUUCACGUGCCAGUGUGGGUGCGCAUGCUUCUCGGGCGAGCAUCGACGUCUGGUCCGCGACGGAGUCUGGGCAUUGCGUCGAGGAUGAUAAGCAGCUGAUUUGA